AUGAACAUCAAUACUCCAAUGUCACCGAGUGAAGAAGAGAUUCAAGUGGACAACCCGGUAGAAGAGGAGGAAGAGGAUGAUAAUCAACUUCAUGGUGAGUUAUUUCACUUUAAGCCUAAAGUCAUCGGAUUUAUUUGCAGAAGACGACGAAAUGGAGGAAGAAUGUGCUGGAUGCCGGGCAAAGGACGAGAUGAUCGUCAGACAGGAGGCCGAGAUAAAUCAGCUCAAGAUGAGAUUGAGCCAACGUGAGUUUGGGCAUAUUUUGACGCGUUAUCUCAGCCAGACUCCCCUUGGACGUCUCGAAACCAGAAUUGUGACUCCUCACAGCCUAUUUUCAAAACGUCUAGUUUCAAGACAAGUUCCCCAUGGUUUCAGAAGUCACCCGACCGCCUCCACCACGUCUCGACGCUCGCGGCCUUCCGCCAAACUUUCCAUACUUCCCGCCACGUUUCCACGAUCGUUUCUUCGGAAAUCAAAGCGAUCAAGGUCGCCGCGAAGGUUAGUUUUACUCAAUUUUAAAAGAAAACUUCAUGCAGAGUGUCUUACAGAAAGUUCGUCGGCUCAACACGCACCAGUGCCGCAUCGCCCUUGUAAGAUAAAAAGUGUCAAUGAUUUUUGAUUGGUACUACUACAUUUCAGUGAUCGAACAAGCACUGGAGGUCUUCCCCUACUUUCCAUUGCUUCACGCGAGCCUCGUGCAGCAGUUCUACGCUAGACAAGGUUGCUCAAGACUACAUAUCUCAGCUGGCUGUCGAGAUAACAAAAUGUUGUCAACUAACAAAAUGUUUGCAAUGUUUUGAUGAGUAUUUUGUCAGUUGACAGCAUGUUUCUAUCUCUAAAGACAGCUGAGAUACGUUGUCUUGAAUGCAAAUCAAAUCCUCUCAGUUCAAAUCCCCAAAAUUCCAGAAGCUGCGGCUGCUCCCCCGGCCCAGCAGGCUCGAAACGAUCCUCCACGCACUCCGAACCCAUCGCCCGGACCCGCAUCCCCUGCGGCCGACUGCGAGUUCAGCAUUUAAGGUUUCCGUGUGAUUGUGUGUACUGUAACCCGUCCCCACACAUAAAAAUUUCAUUCGUCACCUAUCCAUCUAUUGUGCUGUUAACCUGCCCCCCGAAUGGUACGCGUCCAUGUUUCAUACCUUCACUUUUUUUCCCGCAAAACCACUUUUAAACUCACCGUUGCAGUUUGUGCGUUUAUUGCACCGCUACUACCAUCGUAAAAAUCGUCAGUUUAUAGCGAAAGGUACGGGUUUUUUGUGAGCGAUGGUGCACCUCAAAACGGAACGUUUUAGAGCGGAAAUGGACUACUCGACCCACAACUUUUACAUCCCAACCACUUCGACUCGUCAGACGCCGUGCCCAAUGGAACCGCAGUGUAGGCGCUGAGCGCAUCGCAUCGUACACACACUUUUACAGUCAAAGUGCCAACACUUCCCUCGUUGUUGCCCGCAGGAUUUCAGUUCGGCGAAUGCUUUCAGAACCGAGGAGGCGGACCGAUUAGAAGUGCGUUUUUUCCUGGUUCCCAAAUGUUUGAAAGUUUAUUUUUUUACCAACUUUUAGGCCUGAAACGUAUAAAUUCAGAGUUACGUUGGUGUUAUAGGAGAGCAGUGUGAUUAACAAAAUGCCCAGUAAUGUAAACUUUUUGAAACAGAAGACACUAUCGUCCGGCACCCGCCUCCGCCUCCACCUCAAAUCGAACCGGAAGCAAGACAAGGUACCGUUUUUCGGGAAAACGACAAUACUCGUUUGAUUUGCAGAUCCAUCGCCGCCGAGCACGGACGACCUGAAAGCGGUGACGUUCGAAGAGCUCAGUGAGUUUUGUCACUCGCGAAAUUUUUGUACUUGAACUGUCUGUUUUGAGAGAUUAUGUACAUGAAAUCAACGAACGACAACGAAGAAUUGAGGGGUGAAAUGGAGAAUUUGAGUGGGAAAGAGAGGAUUGUUGCUCGAACUGAUUCUGGAAUUUUUUCAGAGAGACAGCUUCAAGCGUCGAAGAUUCAGGUGGACAUGUGGCAGAAGAAGAACGGAAGAAAGGACGCGAGGGUUAGUCGAUAUCUCGAAUCGCAUGUUCCACUAACAAAAAACGGUCCCUCACAGAUCCGCCAGCAACUCGGAAUCAUCGCAGACCUCGAGAAGACGCUGAUGGAGAAGGCGCGUGAGAAGUGGGACGUUCUACACGGCCCACAGUUCCAGGCGAUGACCACCACCAACCUGCCGGGACCAUCGUCGAGUUCAUAA
This is a messenger RNA of Caenorhabditis sp. 36 PRJEB53466, 2235 nucleotides long. The record is from the annotation of a GenBank genome assembly. NCBI's taxonomy places the organism in Eukaryota, Metazoa, Nematoda, Chromadorea, Rhabditida, Rhabditidae.